ACCUCAGGCGGCCACCGUCGCUGGCGCAAUCCUCUGACUCCGAGCGCUUCUGUUCGUCGCACUCCGCUCCGCCUGGCGCGCCGACCGCAGAACUGCGCUAGCGCUACCGAUUCCACUACCUCGUAGCCACCAACCGUCGAAAUCUAGCAGUCCACAUGCCAGGUUUUAGGAAGUCUCACGAAUCCCCUCAUGUGCCGAUGCGCGCACCACCGCCUUCGAAUGCCGGAACCGGAACGGGUCUUCCCCUCCUCGCUGCCGCCCUCCGCUCCGGUGAGGGUUGCUACCGCUUUCCGGAUGCGCUUCCUACUCUCUACAGACACAGAUGCAGAAGGGCGACACCAUGUGCUUGACUGUCCUCCUUUCUCUUGUGGGCAACUUAGACAUGUAUCUCAUCCUUUCCGUCGGCGAGGUGAUCCACCUGGGUGUGGUGUUCCAUCAUACGAGCUAGUGUGCACUGAUGCCAAGGCUUCCAUUCGCAUUGGCAGUGGAACUUACGAUGUGGUUAGCAUCCACUAUAAUGAUUCUACCUUCUGGGUUGUUGAGGCAGACUGGGGUACACAGAGAAGCUGCCUUCUACCUCAUUGGGAUCGCCAUGUUUCUGAAUAUGAAUAUGGACGACGAUAUCGAUAUGGGAGAGGGCGACACAACAUCGAAUUGGAGCCUUCUACAUGGAUGACAAUGGCGACCUUUGUGAAUUGCUCGAAGCCAAUAGAGAACAAGAGUACUUACAGGCCAGUGGCUUGCCUGAGCACCAAUUCUUCUUUUGUCUACGUGAUGACUGGCUUCCUUUCCUCUCCUGCUGCUGAGAAUUUCGAGCCCUCGUGCGGCUACUUGGCCAUGACUCCUUUGGGUGGUAGAGGCAUGAUGGUGCCCAACAGUGCAAGCUAUCCAGAUGUUGUUAAGUUCAUGAGGAAUGGAUUUUAUCUUCGAUUUCCUUUUUCGAUUGGUGAGGGUAACAUCAGAGAGUGUCUCGCAGAGUCCAUGCGUACUUUCUUUGAAGAACCAAGAAAUAGUACAGGCAUCAAGGAUAACGUUGUGUGCAUUCUUAUGGUCGAGUUAUUAUGGAAUUGUGUUAUUGAUCAACUAUCAACUAAUAAUGCUGUCAUGUCUGUUCUCAUCUACAUCAUUGAAGCAAUACCAUUGGCUCUGUGGGCUCUGAAAUCUACCCAUGUUGUUUGCAGGUUCGUAUUGAUGCCUCUGGCAGUAUUUAUCUUCCUAGCCUAUAAGUACUGGAAAACAAGGAUAUCAAUCGAUGCAGUUGAGAAGUUCCUGCGAAUGCAGCAAAUGCUCGUUCCGAUGAGAUAUGCAUACACAGACAUCAUUGCUAUCACAAGCCAUUUCAGAGAGAAGCUCGGACAAGGAGGCUAUGGUUCUGUAUACAAGGGGGUGCUACUGCCAGGUGAAGUUCAUGUUGCUAUCAAGAUGUUGGGCAAAUCCAACUGUAAUGGAGAAGAGUUCAUCAGUGAGGUUGCCACCAUCGGCAAGAUCCACCACAUUAAUGUUGUGCGUCUUGUUGGCUUUUGCUCCGAGGAAAUGAGUAGGGCACUUAUCUAUGAGUUCAUGCCCCAUGGAUCUCUUGACAAGUACAUCUUCUCAUCUGAGAGGACUUUCUCAUGGGACAAACUCAAUGAGAUUGCUCUAGGCAUUGCCAGAGGCAUCAACUACCUGCAUCAGGGGUGUGAUAUGCAGAUUGUACACUUUGACAUCAAGCCACACAACAUCCUUCUUGACAGCAACUUUGUUCCAAAAGUUGCUGAUUUUGGGCUCGCCAAACUAUUCCCAAGAGAUGACAGUUUCGUGCCCCUGAGCGCUAUGCGGGGAACCAUAGGCUAUAUAGCUCCAGAGAUGGUAUCUCGAAGCUUUGGUCUCAUCUCUAGUAAAUCUGAUGUGUACAGCUUUGGGAUGCUGCUAUUGGAGAUGACAGGAGGGCGAAGGAAUGUUGAUCCACAUGCGGGAAGCUCUAGUCAAGCAUACUACCCCUCCUUUGUAUAUAGCCAGCUGAGACAAGCAUAUGUGGGCGGGAUCAGUGAAGGUGUUGAUAUGCACAAGUUGGAGAAGAAGCUAUGUAUCAUUGGGCUUUGGUGCAUCCAGAUGAAGCCGCAGGAUCGGCCGACAAUGAGCGAGGUCAUAGAGAUGCUUGAGCUUGAAGCUGGCGUCGAUGACAUUCAAAUGCCUCCAAGGCCAUUCUUUUGUGAUGACGAGUGUGGUGGUUCUUACUCUAUAUCCUCUAAACUGAAUGCAAUAGAAGAGGAGGAUGAGUAAAUACACCUGUGUCUAUGUGCUUUAAAUGUAUCAAACUACUAAGAUUGUAACAUUGUCAUAAGCUCAGGUAUUGGUUGUAUACUUGUACUGAGAGUGUGAUAAUGUGAUGUCAUAUAAAAUACCUCUAUGAGGGUUUUUUUUUUUU
This is a messenger RNA of Sorghum bicolor (sorghum), 2407 nucleotides long. Its product is annotated as rust resistance kinase Lr10. The transcript is spliced from 4 exons. Gene Ontology annotation, molecular function: protein kinase activity; polysaccharide binding; ATP binding. The coding region runs from base 190 to 2262 and encodes 690 amino acids. Gene Ontology annotation, biological process: protein phosphorylation. The record is from RefSeq and is a predicted model, not a curated record. Lineage: Eukaryota; Viridiplantae; Streptophyta; Magnoliopsida; Poales; Poaceae.